UUGAAAUUGAGAGAAAGGAAAACUGCUCCUGUGAUUGCAGACAUGAAAGUUUCAUGGCUUCUGCUGCCAUGCUUCUUCCUCUUCGCUUGGGGAGAAACACGCUACUAUGAUUUCAUAGUAAGCUCGACUCCUUACACUAGACUAUGCAGCACCAAGAAGAUCUUGACAGUAAACGGGCAGUUCCCUGGACCAACCAUAUAUGCUAAUAAAGGAGACAUAGUGGUCGUGGAAACCUACAACAGAGCGCAGUAUAAUAUCACCCUUCAUUGGCAUGGAGUGAAGCAGCCAAGGAAUCCAUGGUCGGAUGGUCCGGAAUACAUCACGCAGUGUCCAAUCCCACCAGGUGGGAGCUUCAAGUACACCAUCAUCCUUAGCAAUGAAGAAGGUACUGUGUGGUGGCAUGCUCAUAGCGACUGGUCCCGCGCCACUGUCCAUGGAGCCAUCGUUGUGCACCCACAGCUUGGAACCAUCUACCCCUUCACUAAGCCUGACCGUGAGGUUCCCAUCAUACUAGGGGAAUGGUGGAAGGAAGAUAUAAAUGAGGUAUUAGCGUUGGGAUUAAUAACCGGUGCUGACUUCAACGUUUCUGAUGCCUUCACCAUAAAUGGACAACCGGGAGAUCGGUAUCCUUGCUCAAAGCAAGGAACUUUUCGACUUCUGGUUGAGCAUGGCAAGUCCUACCUCCUCCGCAUCGUCAACGCUGCCCUGAAUGAUGAAUUCUUCCUCGCCAUUGCCAAUCACAAGCUCACAGUAGUCGGCACCGACGGCGCCUACACCAAGCCACUCCAGGCUCAGUAUAUCAUGAUAACACCAGGGCAGACCAUGGAUGUCCUACUAGAGGCAAACCAACCUCCAAAUCUUUAUUACAUGGCCGCUAGAGCUUUCUCAGAUGGAGUUGGUGUUCCCUUUGAUAACACCACUGCCACUGCCAUUGUAGAAUACUCCAACUACACUCUUCCUCACUCAACUGCACCAUCCCCCAUCUACCCACAACUUCCAUAUUACAAUAACACUCUAGCAGCCUUCAACUUCACCCAAAGACUAAGAAGCUUGGCCUCUGGUGACCAUCCCAUUGAGGUCCCUCUGAAAGUAGACACCCAUCUUGUAUACUCAGUCUCAGUUAACACAUUUCCUUGCCCUCAAAAUUCAUGUGGAGGACCCAAUGGGAGUAGGUUUGCUGCCAGCAUCAACAACAUAUCCUUUGAGACACCUCAGAUUGACAUACUUGACGCUUACUACGCCGGAAUCCGGGGUGUUUUCCGCAAGAAUUUUCCGAGCUUUCCUCCAUACAUCUUCAACUUCACUGCUGACAGUUUUCCAAUGGUGCUAGAGAUACCAAAGCCAGGGACCAAGGUGAAGGUUCUCAAGUAUGGUGAAUGUGUUGAGCUUGUGUUUCAAGGGACCAACUUGGUCGCCGGCGAGGAUCAUCCCUUGCACUUACAUGGGUUCAGCUUCUAUGUGGUUGGGAGUGGGUUUGGAAACUAUGAUCCUGUGAAGGACCCACUUGAGUAUAAUUUGGUGGAUCCUCCCUCUAAGAACACAGUGAGUGUGCCCAGGAAUGGAUGGGUCGCCCUUCGGUUCAUAGCUGACAACCCAGGUGUGUGGUUUAUGCAUUGCCACUUGGAGCGUCACCUCAGUUGGGGAAUGGAUGCCGUUUUCAUAGUCAGAGAUGGAGAAUCCCCCGACGAACGCCUGCUCCCUCCUCCCCCCAACAUGCCCAGAUGCUGAUGAUCAACUUACUAUCUUUAGAUGCUUCUUUAUCAAUAAAGAUGCUGCGUGUGCAGUAGUUGAACAAGUAUUUUCUUUUUAGUUGUGUUUCUCUUCAACUUUUUAGAGACAACAUUUCUAUUGUGAAACACUCGCUGGCAGUGUCAUGUUUCUCGGUUUUGACCGAAUUAAAGUUUCUAAA
Messenger RNA from Nymphaea colorata (pocket water lily), 1909 nucleotides. Its product is annotated as laccase-15-like. The transcript is spliced from 6 exons. NCBI's taxonomy places the organism in Eukaryota, Viridiplantae, Streptophyta, Magnoliopsida, Nymphaeales, Nymphaeaceae. Bases 43 to 1728 code for a protein of 561 amino acids. Gene Ontology annotation, molecular function: hydroquinone:oxygen oxidoreductase activity; copper ion binding. The record is from RefSeq and is a predicted model, not a curated record. Gene Ontology annotation, biological process: lignin catabolic process. Gene Ontology annotation, cellular component: apoplast.